Pestalotiopsis fici W106-1 is the source of this 882-nucleotide messenger RNA. RefSeq lists its product as uncharacterized. The record is from RefSeq and is a predicted model, not a curated record. Lineage: Eukaryota; Fungi; Ascomycota; Sordariomycetes; Amphisphaeriales; Sporocadaceae. The transcript is spliced from 3 exons. The coding region runs from base 1 to 882 and encodes 293 amino acids.
AUGGAACGUUUGCAUCCAUCUGAUAUCUGGCAACAUGUUCUUCGCGGUGCCAGAUCUGACGAAGUAAACGGUUGGAGAAUUCUGGUUGCGGGCGAUCCGACAAGCACCAAUUGUGUGGCGGUAGCCCUCAUCCACAGCGAAACCCGAGAUCAGAGCAGCGAGAGGCACAUACCGUACCUCACUUUCUUUCAUGAGGGUAUAGAGGCUUUGCCUUGCAGAUGUGCCGACAUCAAUCGAUAUAUUUAUAAUGGAGUAUCAAGCAAUGGCAGUCACCGGAGCAGGAUCAAACUCCUGCAGGCGAGAGAACAGGCCCUUCAGAAAGCAGAUAACCAGGCUUUGACCGCUGCGCGCAGGUUAAAGGAUGCCGAGUUACCUGGAACAAAUAUUAUCUGGGACAACUAUCAGUCUAUAUGGUACGAUGUGCUAAGAAAACUACUCAGGCCAGAUCAGUGGCUGGCCACGGUCAGUCCCAGCCUGAUAUUGGACCCAACUUACUGGGCUCAUGAUAUCUUUGUCGAUCUUGUGUUGAGUACAUCUGGUGCCUUGACUCCCAUUCCUCAGUGGCAGUGGUCGCUACGAAAGGCUUACGAUGGAUUUGAUGAUUUUGGAGUCGCCGAAUUUGCAGGGGCUUAUUGUGGUCCAACAUCAACAAGUCAACCCGCUCUGCAAGUGAAUAUGGAGGUCUCGUCACAAGCAGAUGAUGAAGAGGGUUGCACGACAAGUAGUCCAGAUCCUAGCAUGAGACAGUCUAGAACGCAGAAGUGGGAUAAUACUAAACGAAUGGAUGCAUACUUGGCGCUGAACCGUCUUGAUUAUAUUGCAUCUGCUGUACGCAACGAAUGCGAAAAGCAUCGCGACAGGAGAAGGGAAUUGGUUCGAUGA